Molecule: messenger RNA, 2593 nt
Organism: Venturia canescens
Lineage: Eukaryota; Metazoa; Arthropoda; Insecta; Hymenoptera; Ichneumonidae
Gene: Suv3
Product: Suv3 helicase
Exons: 13
Coding region: 233-2518 (761 amino acids)
Biological process (GO): RNA catabolic process; mitochondrial RNA 3'-end processing
Cellular component (GO): mitochondrial degradosome
Molecular function (GO): hydrolase activity, acting on acid anhydrides; ATP binding; RNA helicase activity
Source: RefSeq, a predicted model, not a curated record
GUACGGGCUGCUACGACGUACGACGUUACGACUUGGUUACGACGUACUAGACUUCUACUAGACUAGUCUAGAAACGCACGUGAAAAUCGUGAAACGUACACUGACCGCACACUCUUUAAACAUAACCUGGAAAAAUUGUGAAACACCAAAACUGAUUCAACCAUGUUCAAACAUUGCAAAUAACUUAUUCGUUUAUUUAUUUCAUUACCAGUAAACAUUUCGUCACCUCAACAUGUUACCUGCCAAACGAUUUAUACCCGAAAUACUGGCACGCCGAAAUGUAUUAUUCAAGUCAACAUUAUUCGCGAGAGUCGUUGGUCCAACUUCAUAUCUUUUGGAAACAAGACGAGGUAAAAAGAAAAGCAGCAGCAUUGGACUUACUUCUUUGUUUGAACCUGUGCCUGUCACACCUAACCCGGAUGAUAUCAAUGUUGGCGCUGAAUUAACUGGGGCUUUAAAAAAGGCUGAUCUUCUGAAAAUACUUAAUCAGUUUGCACAGAAGAAAGAAGUCUCUCAACUGGCUGCUGCACAAGGAAUGGAUCUUCGUCUACAACUACAAGCACAAGCAAGUUUCCGUCGCUAUUGUUUGGAGGCAGAAUCAUUGCCAGUAGAUCUCCAUGUCGUAUUAAGCGACAUUCUCCAGGGUGCAGGAAACAUAGUUGACAUAUUUCCAUAUUUUGUCAGGCAUUCAAAGGAAAUAUUCCCUCAUCUGGAAUGUAUGGAUGAUUUGAAGAAAAUUAGCGACCUUCGUUUACCUGCAAAUUGGUAUCCAAUGGCGAGAUCAAAAUCUAGGAAAAUUGUGUUCCAUGCUGGUCCAACAAAUAGUGGCAAAACGUAUCAUGCUCUAGAACGUUUUAUGAGCGCGAAAAGUGGUGUAUAUUGUGGUCCUCUCAAAUUAUUAGCAACAGAAGUUUUUCAUAAGUGUAAUAAAAUGCAAACACCUUGUGAUUUGGUUACUGGCGAAGAACGACAAUAUGCAAACGUCCAUGGGACCCCUUCUUCUCACGUUUCAUGUACUGUGGAAAUGACUAAAGUCAACGAGGCCUAUGAAGUAGCGGUAAUCGAUGAAAUUCAAAUGAUCAAAGAUCAAGGCCGAGGUUGGGCUUGGACGAGAGCUCUCCUAGGAAUUGCUGCUGAUGAAGUUCACCUGUGUGGUGAACCUGGAGCAGUUGAUCUUAUUCGAGUUUUAUGCUCGACGACCGGAGAAGACGUAGAGGUUCGCCGAUACAAACGGCUGACACCCCUGAGCAUAGAAGAACACGGCUUAGGCUCACUCGACAGAGUUCAACCGGGAGAUUGUAUAGUAUGCUUUAGUAAAAAUGACAUAUAUACCGUAUCACGAGACCUAGAAAAACGAGGAGUUGAAGUAGCUGUUAUCUAUGGCAGCUUACCACCAAAUACAAAACUCGCCCAAGCCGCCAAAUUCAACGAUCCCGAUAAUCCAUGUAAAGUCCUCGUAGCUACUGACGCUAUAGGAAUGGGUCUUAAUCUACACAUACGACGAGUUAUAUUUUAUUCACUGAUAAAACACAUGCUAAAUGAAAAAGGGGAAAAGGAAGUGGAUACAAUAUCAGUAUCAUCGGCUCUGCAAAUAGCUGGCCGCGCUGGUCGUUAUGGAACUCAAUGGGAGCAGGGCUUCGUAACGACGUUCAAAAACGACGACCUUCCAACCCUCAAGCAUCUAUUGAGUCAAACUCCUGAACCUCUAAAGCAAGCCGGACUCCAUCCAACGGCGGAUCAAAUUGAAUUGUACGCUUAUCACCUGCCAAAGGCUGCUCUUUCUAAUUUGAUGGAUAUUUUCGUAUCGCUGUCGACCGUUGACGAUUCUUUAUACUUUAUGUGCAACAUCGAAGACUUCAAAUUCCUUGCUGACAUGAUCCAGCACGUACCGCUACCUCUGAGAGCUCGAUACGUAUUUUGUUGCGCUCCAAUAAACAAAAAAAUUCCCUUCGUGUGCACCAUGUUCCUCAAGUUCGCCCGACAAUAUAGUAAAAACAAUGCGAUUACGUUUAGUUGGUUGUGUCAACAAAUCGGCUGGCCAAUCACGCCGCCGAUGACAAUUCUUGAUCUCGUCCAUCUGGAGGCAGUAUUUGAUGUCUUAGAUCUUUAUCUUUGGUUGAGCUAUCGUUUUAUGGAUCUUUUCCCAGACACCAAUACCGUUCAGGAUAUGCAAAAGGAGCUCGACGCUGUUAUUCAACACGGAGUCUUCGAGCUCACGAAAUUGUUAAAAAAUGUGGAAACAGGUACGAGCACAGCAGCGGUUACUGUUGCGGACACUGAAAAUUUCGAAGUCAACACUCAGAAGCAACACUACUACAGAGGAUCUCCUUCAAAUAAUAAUUUUAUGCAGCAGCCUGUGGGACGUGGACGGUUAACCGAACAACUUUUGGCCCAAGGACUUCUCACGCCGAACAUGUUACAAGAAUUGCAACGUGAAUGGACGCAGGGAAGCAACACGGCCAAAAAUUCUGAAAGCGUGGAAUAUCGAAAACCAGGAAGACCGAGGAAACCGAAAUGAAAAAAGAAUAGAAGUCUUUUGUUGAUAACACGUUGUACAUAUUUAAUAUGUCGAGAUAUAAAACGAACGAAUGAA